AACCUAUACAUUGUGUAUGUGAGGAUCCUUGCCGGUUGUACUUUUUCGUUUUAGCCGGUCAAUCCCCACAGCUCGUCUAACAGGUAAAUCUACAAACAAUGUGCAUGAUAGGGUGGAUCACACAUUUGAAGCAAUUUUUUCGUCCAUCAGCGUCAGAUUACGAGUUGGUCAUCACAAAAUUGACGCCUCUCAGGCUAAAAAAGCACAUUGCUUCAUCCUAAUGCAUUAGGUAACAUAACGUUGAACAUUAACAUCUACGUGCAUGAGCUCAAGUCUUGCUACCUUGAUUCUGGCAACGAUUGUCGUAAAUUUAUAUCGGGCAACGCCCAUGUAUUCACAAAUCAGCACACCAUUCUUCCGAAACCUAUGUGUCAGGCCACUUUGUGUGUCAGUUAUUCAAAGUGUUACCUAUUUGCAAAAUUUAAACCCAAGACUAUGGAAUCGUUCAGCCGAUGUUACCUAAAAUGCCGAAGGUACCUGAAGGGGGUUAUUUAAAGUCACGUCCGCAAGUAUCUCAGCACCAGUGAAAUAUCUCGUUAUAACCGUCAAACAUGUCAUCGCAAAACGGUGAUCAAUUUCCAGCCAGUGAACAGCCAAUGAAGCCAAUCGGAUUGCAAUACACAUGCGCCAGCACUAUGAGCAUGUGGGAGAUGCUGAUUGAUAUUGCAACAAAACGGUGCGAGGAAUUGAUAGAAGAGUACAAGCAGGAGAAGCAGAGCUGCGAACAAGCGGAAGCGACCACUGACAAAGGUAAGCCAGCAUCCGGAGAUGAUUCGGAUGUCGAUCGAAGCUUGAUCGGAUGUGCCGACAUCGCGAUUGGAGGCAACGUAACACUGGGAGAUGCUGAUGACGAAUUCGAGGAGUCUGGACGACUGGUCAUAGAUGAAGAUUCAUUUGUGGAGAAACCAUCCACUUCAGGAUUGAGUGGACAUACGCCACAGCUCAAGAACAAGGAGCAGAAUCAUGGACAGCGUAAUACAGUGAUACAACCCAGCAGCAGCGAAAAGAAAGCGAACGUAGCCAGCCAGGCAGCUGUAGUUGUGGUGCCGGCAGAACCAUCGACCGAAGGCGAACCAUCGAGACCACGCAUAGAAGUGCCUCCUCCACCGGCUCCACGACCAGUGAUUGUGCAAGAAGCAACAUCCACCGUAAGGCGGCCCUCAUCGAGCCGGUCCUUGAGGGCUACACUCAGUCGAUACAUCCAAGGUCCGAUACCGGUGACGUACAACGGUAACAUGGCCCGCAGGUUCCCAGGGGCCGAAAACCGAACUCCACAGCAGCAAGCAGUGCGCGAAAGAAACACCAUCGCCGCUCGGGUAAGCCGUGCAAAGAUGCGUAUGUUGGACGCAAUCAUGAAGAAAGAGCAAGCAAACGAAGAAAGACACUACCAAUACAUGCAGGAACGGAUAGCAGCCCUUUGCAUGUACGCGAACCUUUUACGCGGAAAACUGAAGCAGAGACAGACAAACCACCUCGAGCAAUUCGAGCACAUCAAAAAGGACUACGUGCCACGGCCGGCACGGACACACCAAACGCGCAACCGCCCACAAUCGGACGCAUCAGGCCCAAGUACGAGUUCAGGUUCAGUGAGGAAAAUACGCAAAGAUCCAACUCCUCGGAGACUGGACCUGUCGGUGUCAGCGUCGGACACCAAACCCAAUUCGAUGGAUGACGAUAGCGAGACGGACAGCGUACCGGAUAUGGAGGAAACGGUGCUCGAUCUUUCUUCCAAAAGCAGCAAGCAUAGCGAUAGUUCCGCAACGGGGAUGCCGUUUCGGCAGAAUGGGUAAAGAUUAACAUUAAGCGUGUGUGAAAAAUGGUACUGAACAUUGUAUUUUUAUUAUUUAUAUUAUAGUUUCGAGGUCAAACUAAACACAUUUGAUAAUUCAAUAAGGAUGAGAUGAUCGAUAUAGUCGAGGAUGAACUGCAUUAUGACUUGGAUUUUUUUUAAUAAUAUGACAUAUUUAAUAAACAUAUAAGCAGCAUUAAACAGUUCUUUUAAUUUUGUCAA
This is a messenger RNA of Aedes albopictus (Asian tiger mosquito), 2011 nucleotides long. RefSeq lists its product as uncharacterized. Bases 552 to 1790 code for a protein of 412 amino acids. The transcript has a single exon. Lineage: Eukaryota; Metazoa; Arthropoda; Insecta; Diptera; Culicidae. The record is from RefSeq and is a predicted model, not a curated record.